Messenger RNA from Effrenium voratum, 498 nucleotides. Lineage: Eukaryota; Dinophyceae; Suessiales; Symbiodiniaceae. The record is from the annotation of a GenBank genome assembly.
GAUGUCAUCCUGGAGCUUGACUUCGGCUUCCGGCUGCUAUCCGAUGUUGACCGCAAGGCGCCCCUGUUCCUGGUGAAUGUCUUGAAGCCGUCGCAGGCCCCACGCAUCAGAUGCACCUGGCGACAGUCCAAGGGCGCAGUCUCGGCCGUCAGUCAGCUGUUGGCCUCCGCAGAUGUGGCGGCCUUUUCGUGCGAGAUACCGUCGCCCGCAGAGCCUAAGCUGGACAGUCUAUGUCUCUUGCCUUCGCCCACACAGACUACCCUGCCGGUCCCUGCGCUGAAGCGGCAGAAGGUCAAGCCAGAGCUAGCAGCGGAGGAGCCAGCCUGGCCAGUGGUGAGUGCAGCUGAGGGGGCCGCCAGUUCACAGCAGCAGGUGGUCAGGAGCGAGGACAGCGCACAGGAGCCCUCUGACACGGGUCUUGAGCCGCUGGCAUGGACUCCCAGCAGUCGAACGAAAGCCUUCUUCAUCCAGAAAACCAAGCCCAGUCAGAAGGACGCU